Homarus americanus (American lobster) is the source of this 690-nucleotide messenger RNA. RefSeq lists its product as uncharacterized. The record is from RefSeq and is a predicted model, not a curated record. The transcript is spliced from 4 exons. The coding region runs from base 145 to 567 and encodes 140 amino acids. NCBI's taxonomy places the organism in Eukaryota, Metazoa, Arthropoda, Malacostraca, Decapoda, Nephropidae.
GUUAUAAGUAUGAAUUAUGGCUAGAUAGUGAGGUAGAGAUGAGUGAAGGUUGUGGGGUUGAUGGAUGGCAGGACAAGAGUCAGUACAGUAAGAUAGCAGCUACCAACCGGACACUUCUCAUUCCUCUCUGCCGACCUCUUGAAGAUGACUCGCAACAGGAAGCUUCCCUCCAACUACUUCAAGUUGGUUAACCCGAUCAUCAUCAUCCUCCACACUGCGGCACUUGGCCUGCUUGUGGUGACAUACGUGGACCAUAAGUAUAUCACUCCACAACACUUGGGCCCUAUAGCUCAGUAUGCUACGCUGGUGGCCACAGAAUACAAGUUUGCCUUAAAGUUGGGACUGUUGGCAUUGGUGGGUGUACACAUCAUUGAGGCAAUGUUUGCAGUGUACAAGUGCCAGAAGCUGAGAUUAAGAACAACCACCACCAUCGCCUGGACGCUACAGACCCUCUACAUGGGGCUGUUCUCCCUGCGGUUCCUCCUGUGGCCGCAGAAACCAGCGCCUUCUACAGCAGCUGCAGCUCCUAAACAAACUGCAAAAGCAAAAGCAAAGAAGCAGAAAUAAAUUAAAAUGUUUUGCUUACAAGUUCAGUGACAGAUAUUAUCUGUGGGGACUUUUUUAUUAUAAUUUCUUAUUCCCAGUUUGAGGAGAAUUUUGUCAUAAAUAAAAUAAAACUGGACAACACUA